Spizellomyces punctatus DAOM BR117 is the source of this 539-nucleotide messenger RNA. RefSeq lists its product as uncharacterized. The coding region runs from base 104 to 406 and encodes 100 amino acids. The record is from RefSeq and is a predicted model, not a curated record. The transcript has a single exon. Lineage: Eukaryota; Fungi; Chytridiomycota; Chytridiomycetes; Spizellomycetales; Spizellomycetaceae.
CUUUUAAACAAGGUCUAGAGAGUUGCUAGUGAUUGUUUUGUUUGUUUUUUGUUUUUUGAUCAAGGAGUAGGACAUUGGGUUGAAUUCUCAGAAAAUCAUAAUCAUGAAAGAAAUUCCAGCUACCAUCGACCGCAGUCUUCCUAAAGCGGCCACUGGACGAACAACCAUUCCAGCAGGAGAAAAUCAAGAUUUUUCGUAUGAAGCAGGUCAAUCAAACCUUCCUACAAAGCUACCGCCUUCGGCAAAUGGACUGCCUAGACCGCUGCCAGCGGGAACAGCGUACGGAACUCAGCAUCAGGAAUCAACAAGUAUAACGGCGGCUGUUAAGCACAAGGCAUGGCAGGCUUACGAACGAGUUGCAAGUGUGGCGAGUCAUAUUGUGGGAGGCGGGCAUCAUAACGAAUAGUAAAUUCGGCUGGCAGAGCUGAUUGUGGCGCGUAGAUGCAACAUUUUGUGUGGACACCAUCAUCAACCUUGUACAGUGAAUUGCAUCUAAUAACAUUUGAAAAGUACAGUGAUAAGGAAAACAAAAUUCAAAC